AUGUCGAUCGAGCAACAAGUUCCAGCUUUCCAUGCCGGCGAAUUUCUUCUAUCUGCACACUCGGAUGACUGUCCAAACGAGGAGCAGCGGCGGCCUCCCCCGUCCACCUCGCGUUCUGCUGGAGUGGAAAAUUCGCCGUCAUUGAGCAGCGGCUUUCCUUGUCCUUCAUCAACCAUCACAGGCGACCCUCUCCGCCGUCGUCGGUCAAACCAAAAACGAAGCCCUCCGCCGUCGAGCAGACAAGCCCUGUUCCAAUUACAGUUUCCGUCAAGCCUCCAUCGAAAAUCCCAGCCACCGUCGGCGACCCUUCACCGCCUCCUCUACCAUCGUAUGCGAACGACCAGCGAGAUCCACAGACGAGAGAAGCAACCGCUGAACCUCUUUCCACGAGCAGCCCCGCUGGCAUCCAUUCAUGAGUUGAGAUGUGAUAAUUCAGUUGCUAGUAGUGAUAUUGCAUCUAGUAAUGAGUCGGUGGACCGGCAAAGAGCUUCUCAUUUUUGUAAGGUUGGAGUUAGGAGAUUAGCUCUAGCAAAGUAG
This is a messenger RNA of Striga asiatica, 537 nucleotides long. The record is from the annotation of a GenBank genome assembly. Lineage: Eukaryota; Viridiplantae; Streptophyta; Magnoliopsida; Lamiales; Orobanchaceae.